Molecule: messenger RNA, 820 nt
Organism: Galdieria sulphuraria
Lineage: Eukaryota; Rhodophyta; Bangiophyceae; Galdieriales; Galdieriaceae
Product: DNA binding / hydrolase
Exons: 2
Coding region: 50-799 (249 amino acids)
Biological process (GO): rRNA 5'-end processing
Source: RefSeq, a predicted model, not a curated record
GAAGCCCACAAUAGUCUUUUGAACCAUUUUCCUUAGAAUUUGCUUUCGAAUGAUUCAGUUGUCUUUCUUAUGUGAACUUUUCCCUCAACGUCAUGUUUAUUUUAAGAAAGAUAGACUUUCAAAAAGCAAAUAUGGACAAGUAGCCAACGUUACCCGAAAGGCAACCACCCUAUUCCGAGUCUGUCCUUCUGUUGGUAUCGAGACUAGUAUGGUUUUUGCUUCUUUCACUGGCCGAAAAGCUGUAGGAGUUGAUUACGGUAUGAGUCGUGUUGGAGUUGCUGUUUCUGUUGGGUUUUCUCCUCGACCGUUGACUUGUAUCAAACACGAAAACAACACUGAUUUGGUUUUAGAGAAGCUGAGUGAAAUAGUAUCUUCCGAGCGUGCAGAAAUAAUUGUGGUUGGCCUUCCUUUAAGUGCAAGAGUGGAGUGUUCAAGUGGUCAAACACAAAAAGCAAUGAACUUUGCUCAACUAGUCGCCAAUCGCUUUUCAAAGCAAGAAGUGUAUUUAUGUGAUGAAAAGUAUACAAGCAUUGUUGCCAACGAAAGAUUAGCUGAACGAGGGAUCAGCUUAGUAAACUCAAAGGAAUUAAUUGACUCUGAAGCAGCUGUAGUUUUGUUGGAAAGGUUCUUCGGAGGUUGGUCCAGUGACAAGUCUGGUUUAUACUUGAAACUCGUAAAACCUCAACAUGAGAAUAUUGAACAAGACGUUGAAACUUUGGAAGAACAAGAAAAUCAAGUCUCUCCAACUUAUACGCCGUAUCGAGAGUGGCGAAGGAACCUUUUGCGACCUCGACAUUGAUCGAGUUAUCAUAGUGUAACU